CCCUUCUCUUCUCUUGCAGCGGUGCGUGAAGCGACUCUGCCGCGAGGAGAGCGUUUCCAACACAGAAGUUUCUUUGGACGAACCGCUCACCGGAUUCUCAAAUGAAUAGGUUUGAAGCCAUUAACAGAGGCUUUCUGUGAAGACGCCGAGGAAACAUUACCUGCGUUUUUCUCAAAGCUUUGCAAAAUGAAGCUUUGGAGUUUUGUGUUACCUGUUGUCUUGUAUGCGUUGUCUGCACAAGGGGGAUCAAAGCUUCAGGAGCCGUGUGCAGGCCGGGACUGCAGUGGACCAUGCCCGUGUUUGCCCUUAAAGGGUAGCAGGGGUCAACCUGGGGAACCUGGACAGAUGGGCAGCAUUGGUCCUGAGGGUAUUAUUGGGGCCCCAGGGCCAGUUGGGCCCAAAGGAGAAAAUGGCCAUGUAGGACGCAAAGGCCCCCCUGGACCAAAUGGAGAUAAGGGUCCAAUGGGUGUUCCUGGGUUUUCUGGUAAUGGUGGAGUUCCAGGACACCCAGGUCAGGAGGGGCCCAGGGGACCUCUAGGUUUAGAUGGCUGUAAUGGCACACGAGGUGAUCCAGGUGACAGAGCCCGUGAUGGAUUUCCUGGUCUUACCGGUGCUCCUGGACUCUCUGGUCAAAAAGGUCAAAAAGGAGAACCAUAUUAUAUAGAUCUUUCUGGACAAAAUUUUGUCAUCGAAGGCCCCCCAGGUCCAAUGGGAUUUUCAGGUCCAGUUGGCCCCAGAGGUCCAGAUGGAUUUACUGGUGCGCCUGGUCCACCUGGUCCUCCUGGACCUCCAGGAAGUCCAGGUCAGGACUUCAGAGGAGAGCCAGGAGAAAAGGGAGAUGUGGGCUCGCCCGGUGACCCAGGCCGCCCACUGGUCAAUGGAGUGGUGGAGCUUGUUGGCUUUCCAAAAGGAGACAAGGGAACUAAGGGUGAUAAAGGCUAUGAUGGUACUCCAGGUUUUCCAGGGAGAUCAGGACCACCAGGCCCAUUUGGGUAUAGAGGUGAAACUGGAGAAAAGGGAAUCCUGGGCUUGCCAGGCUUACGGGGUCCACCUGCUCUGAACGGUUCUCCUGGCCUUCCUGGGAUAAAAGGCUUCCCUGGGACUCAGGGUUUUCUGGGACAACCAGGUUUUUCUGGCCCAAAAGGUGACAGGGGAGACCCAGGUCCACCUGGGCCGAUUGUGGAAUCAGAUGUUGGAAUUAAAGGUCCUCCAGGUGAUCCUGGCUUUCCUGGUUAUCCGGGGAUAGCUGGAGAUACGGGUUUUCCAGGGCUUCCUGGUCAGCCUGGUUCUCCUGGAUCGCCUGCUUUUCUCACAGGUCUUCCAGGCAUCCCUGGGUUCCCUGGUAGUCGUGGACCCAAAGGACAGAGGGGAAACCGAGGUCGGAAUUCUUAUGGUCCUGAAGGUCUUCCUGGAAAUCAGGGCCUUUCUGGACCUCCAGGUCUCCCUGGGCCACCGGGCAGUACACCAAACCAGUGCUCCGCUGGACAACCUGGUUUUCCAGGUCAGCCUGGUCCGAGAGGACUUCCUGGAGACAGAGGCUUUAAAGGGUUUAAAGGAGAAAAUGGUGACUGCAACUGUUUGGGUGGAGGAACGAUUGGUGCACAGGGACCUCAAGGGCCUCCAGGGCCCCUGGGUAUUACAGGCCUCAAUGGUGCGAAGGGAGAAAUUGGUGAUCCAGGCUUCCCAGGACCCCGAGGUCCACAGGGCUUUAAUGGUCGUGCAGGUGAUAGAGGCUUUAGAGGGCGUAAAGGAGAGAAAGGUAAUACUUUCUUCCCAGAAGGCAGUAUCCAAAAAGGUGAUAUGGGUCAACAAGGUCCUCCUGGACCACUUGGAGCAAGCGGCGACUCCGGAAGGGAUGGAUCUCCUGGCUUCCCUGGACAACCAGGCCCACCUGGGGAGCCUGGUUUUGGGGUGACUGGAGAUAAAGGUUUUCCUGGUAUUCCAGGGUCCAAAGGUCGUCCUGGUGACAGGGGCGAACCUGGUUUUGGCUAUCCUGGUGUAGCUGGGUUCAAAGGGUCACAAGGUGAUCCUGGAUUCAAUGGUUUUCCUGGAACACCUGGACCUCCAGGUUCUCCUGGAACACCACUGCCCUGCAGGAUUCCUGGUGAACUUGGAGAUCCAGGAUACUUUGGAAAUCCUGGGGUGCCAGGGCCAAAGGGUCAGCCUGGUUCCCCAGGAGUGAGCGGGCGCCCAGGGUUUGAUGGGCCAAAGGGUGAGAGAGGAGAACCAGGCUCUGGAGGUCAGCCAGGAACUCAGGGUUUCCCCGGACCCAGAGGAGAUCCAGGUUCACCAGGAACAACAAAUGCUGGCUUACAAGGGCCUCCAGGAAGAGAUGGUUUUCCAGGUUUGCCAGGAGCUAAGGGAGAACCCGGUGUGGUCCUUGGGGCCACCCCUGGAGGUCCAGGUUCUCCAGGGAGACCAGGAGAACCAGGAGACAAGGGUCAACCUGGUGCACGGGGUUUAUCAGGGAGGCUUGGUAAUGAUGGACGCAACGGUUUUCCUGGCAUAAAGGGAGAACGAGGUGUGGAUGGAAUACCUGGUCCCAUAGGUCCCCCGGGAGAAAUCCCUCCUGGGGGUGUUCCUGGUCCCAGAGGGCCACCUGGAGCUCAGGGACCUCCAGGCUGCCAAGGUUUUCCAGGGCUGAAGGGUGUGAGAGGAGAUCCAGGACCUCCAGGGCCUGGUGGAAUAAAGGGUAUACCAGGACUUCCCGGCAUCCCAGGGUCACAGGGAUUUAGGGGACCUCCUGGACCUCCUGGAACCCCUGGCAUUGGAACACGUCCAGGCAUACCUGGAAGACCAGGAAUAAAAGGGGAGAAGGGGUCUCUUGGAUUGUUGGGGUUCCCAGGAUUACCUGGUUCUCCUGGAGUCCCAGGUGGCCCAGGUGUUAAAGGUUUACCUGGUUUCGCUGGGCAGGAUGGCUUACCUGGGGGAACUGGAUCAAGAGGAACCAAAGGGGAACGUGGUGCUCCUGGUCUUCCAGGACCCUCUUCUCCAUUGCUUCCAGUAGAGCAGCUGGAACAGGGUGAAAAAGGUGACCCAGGAGGUGGUGGACUGCCUGGUUUCCCAGGACCAAGAGGUGAUAAGGGUUUUCCAGGGCUACCUGGACGUGAAGGCUUUCCUGGAUCACCUGGUGUUGCAGACCAAGCAAAAGGUUUUCCUGGCCAGCCUGGACUCCCAGGUAUUCCUGGCUCCUUUGGCUUUCCUGGUCCCAAAGGUUCAUCUGGAGUUAUGGGCUUCCCUGGCUUACCAGGCCUGAGGGGUGAUGAUGGUGUACCUGGGGUUCAAGGGUUCCCAGGCACUCCAGGACAGCCUGGUGGCAAAGGUGAGAAAGGUGAUUCAUAUGAAUUAUCUGGACCCCCUGGACAAAAGGGUGUGAUUGGAAAUCCUGGAUUCCCAGGUGGUCCAGGACUUCCUGGUGAUCCAGGGUUCCCUGGAGUCUUCGGAUUCCAAGGCCAGAAAGGUUUUCCUGGAGAGCCGGGAGGACCAGGAUUUGGUGGCUCACCAGGCCUUCCAGGCAUUAGGGGUCUCUCUGGCUAUUCAGGACAGAAGGGGCGUGAUGGAGAUCCAGGCCGUCCUGGAACUCCAGGUUCAUCAGGAGAGAAAGGUUUUCCAGGAUCACCUGGUUUAGAUGGACUCAAUGGUCUUCCAGGAUCCAAGGGGCUGUCUGGAGUUCCAGGUGUGACUGAAUGUGUUCAGCCUGGAGCUCCUGGUGGGAAUGGCCUGAAGGGAGAGAGAGGCACAUCACAGCCCGGAGCACUUGGGCGCCCUGGAGAAAAAGGAUCCAGAGGAGACCCUGGUGCCACUGGUUUGAGAGGCUUCCCUGGUAAUCCAGGCCCCCCUGGCCCGCCUAGACCUUCUAAUAUCCCAGGUCCUCCCGGAGACCCUGGACUUCCAGGAUUAGAUGGACGAGAAGGUCCCUUUGGCUCUCCUGGCCUACCUGGUCCACCAGGCCCUGGAACAGUCCAAGGAGACAGGGGAGAUGCUGGACUUCCUGGGCGACCAGGAAUACCAGGACCACGUGGAGACCCCGGUGGUUUUGGAGCCCCUGGAUUACAAGGCAGUCCUGGUUUUAAAGGACAAAGAGGUGACCCUGGAUUUAGUGGUGUACAUGGACCACCAGGGUUACCUGGAGAACCAGGAGAUUUUGGCAGGAAUGGACCCAAAGGAUUAAAGGGUUUUCCCGGUCUUAAGGGACUUCCAGGUGUUGUGAUCCCACGUAACAUAACCAGCAACAUGCCGUUUGGGGAACGGGGCCCACCAGGUCUUGAUGGGUCUUUUGGUCAGGUAGGAAUUCCAGGCCUGCCAGGCAGUCCAGGAGUCCCAGGUCCCAAAGGACUCAGAGGGCCAGUGGGUAGACUUGGUCCUGUUGGUGCAGCUGGAUCUCCUGGAACUUUUGGUGACCACGGACCUCUAGGAAUCCAAGGACCCACAGGAACCCAAGGAACCUGUGGCUCACCAGGAAUGCAAGGUCUUCCUGGUCCACCGGCACGUAGUACCAGUAUCGGUUAUACUUUGGUGAAACACAGUCAGUCCAGCCAGGUGCCCAUGUGUCCUCAAGGCAUGUCCAAGCUGUGGGAGGGAUACAGUUUGCUCUAUGUGGAGGGCCAGGAGAAAGCACACAACCAGGACCUGGGAUUGCCCGGCUCCUGCCUGCCGCAUUUCAGCACCAUCCCCUUCCUGUACUGCACAGUCAAUGACAUCUGCUACUACGCUAGUCGCAAUGACAAAUCCUAUUGGCUGUCCACCACAGCACCCAUUCCCAUGAUGCCUGUGGCAGAACAGCAGAUAUCUCAAUACGUUAGCCGCUGCUCAGUGUGUGAGGCUCCAUCUCAAGCAAUUGCUAUCCAUAGCCAGGAUCUCAACAUACCGAUCUGCCCUCCGGGUUGGAGAAGUCUGUGGAUUGGUUACUCCUUCCUUAUGCACACAGCCGCAGGUGCAGAAGGAGGCGGUCAGUCAUUGGUGUCUCCCGGUUCUUGUCUGGAGGAUUUCCGCGCCACCCCCUUCAUCGAAUGCAACGGUGCCCACGGCACCUGCCACUACUUUGCCAACAAGUACAGUUUCUGGUUGACCACAGUAGAGCAGAACGAACAGUUCGUCCAGGGUCCUUCCCAGGAGACGCUGAAGGGAGUUGAGUACCGGUCACGCAUCAGUCGCUGUCAAGUCUGCAUGAAGAUCUUGUAGCUUGUGUAGAUGCACUGCAGGAGACUUUAUCGAAACGAUUGGAAGAAGAGUGGAUGAGCUGAGCAGAGGAGGAUAAAGGAAACAAACAUGAACUGACUGAUUUGAUUUCUUGUCCUUGAUGCCCAACAGUGGUCAUUUGAAGGGUUAAGGUGAGCCCACGGUAAAUAUCAGUGUUCGAAUGAAACGAAGUGGAGAAAGAGAUUUUACUCUUUAUCUGUUUAUCAACAACGAUGCUAUGUUGUGUUUUUGUGUUAACAUUUUCUUUAAGUUGUUGGUCAUAUUCAUGGCUACCUCAGAGAGUGCAUCCCAGACUCCCAGUGGAUGGCAUGGAAUAAUACACCUUGAUUUUUCAAAAGAAUCCAUGCACCGAUGAAAACAAUACUGCAUUUCAUGUAUAUGUUUUGGCUUCAGUAGCCUGUGUUGGUGCUUUCUUCACAUGAAAAUAAUGUUAACCAUUCGUUAAUCUUGUUUACCAUUCAGCAAAAUGGACAAACCAGCACUUUGCAAUCUUCAUGAACAAGAUUGUCCUCAUGGUUGUCACUUGAAAUGGUUAGUCUAACCCCAUACAUAUCCUAUAUGAAUUGCACUGAACUUGUUAAAAAAUGUUAAAGUUCUUUCACAUGCAGUUGAUCUAAAUUCAUCUAGUUCACCUAGUGAUGUAUUAUUUUCUUUUAUUGAUGAGAACAUUUAAACAUCCAUCAAACAUAAAUUAUGUGGAUGCUUAAUACCAUACAUAUAAUUUCUUGGUCUUUUAAGGUAUAGCUGUUCAGCCUCAGUUAUUCAUUACAUGACCAAAAAUGUGUAUAAUAUUUUUUUUAAAUAGACAAAUUUUAAGUUAGCCAGUCUCUUCGAAAGAUUGGUUGAUUUAUAUAACCACUAUGACCACUAAGCCUUCCAGUCUCUCAUUGGUAGCCCUGAGUAUACAUUUUCUUCUGUUUGUUUCAUUUCAUCGUGUCUGUAAGUUGUUAGAUUAUGGUUUAUUAAUUUCAUCCCCUUGAUAGAAAGAUGUACAUUCAAUUCAUUGUGCAUUUAAUAAUAGGGAAAGAUUUAAUAAUAUUUCCCAGUUUGUUGCGUUUGGUUAUUUUCUAAAAUAAAACGAUGUACAUUUGUGAAGAUUGGCUGUCAGAAGUAGGCAGUUUGCUUAUGUUUUUACUUCUUUGAGACUAAAAAAAAG
Sinocyclocheilus grahami is the source of this 6355-nucleotide messenger RNA. RefSeq names its product collagen alpha-6(IV) chain-like. The transcript has 46 exons. NCBI's taxonomy places the organism in Eukaryota, Metazoa, Chordata, Actinopteri, Cypriniformes, Cyprinidae. Gene Ontology annotation, molecular function: extracellular matrix structural constituent conferring tensile strength. Gene Ontology annotation, biological process: extracellular matrix organization. Gene Ontology annotation, cellular component: collagen trimer. The coding region runs from base 187 to 5181 and encodes 1664 amino acids. The record is from RefSeq and is a predicted model, not a curated record.